Aegilops tauschii subsp. strangulata is the source of this 893-nucleotide messenger RNA. NCBI's taxonomy places the organism in Eukaryota, Viridiplantae, Streptophyta, Magnoliopsida, Poales, Poaceae. The record is from RefSeq and is a predicted model, not a curated record.
CAUAGGGGUAGGGUGUCCGUGUGUGCGUUUAUAGGGAUAAGUAUAUGCGCGUAUGUAUGAGCGUUCGCGUCAAAUAUCGGCGCCAAUGUGCAUUGGGCCAUGCAGGGCUACGUUGGUCGCCGAGCAGCUGACCCAAUGCCGGACCUUAAUGCGGGAUAACGGUGCCAGGUACAAUCACCACCCCACCCCGGCCGUCCGAGCUCCCCAGAUUUGGAUGAACUUAGCUAGCUCGCCUCACACACACAGCCAUAUACGAUACGACAACAAUGGACAAGCGGCCAGCAGCGCGAAGGAGGAUCUCAGCCUCGAGCUCACCCUUGCCCUUGCCGUGUGCGUGGCGCCGGCCCGGCCACGCCCCGGCCUCUUCCAGUGCGUCUACUGUGACCGCAAGUUCCGCAAUGCGCAGGCGCUCGGCGGUCACCAGAACGCACAUAAGCUAGAGCGCGCCGUCACCAAGCUCCGCCGGGACGCGUGGAGGGCUGCUGCCAUUUACCGGAUCUCCGGGGAGCCUGCAGCAGGCUCCGUGGCGUACAAGCGCGGCAGGAGCUCAUCGGAGCGCGACCACGAGCUGGACUUGUCUCUCCGGCUGUAACCGGUUGCCAGAUCGAUCAAACCCUUUCAGUAUCCAUGGUCCGCACCCCUUUCCGGUGCUAGGUAUGUUAGAGUCUAGCUACAACCAUUUGUUUCAAGGUCCUGCUGUGUAUGCGUUGGAUUCAUGUCAGCGCUCUUGUAGUUUAUUGGACAUUUGUGUUCAAGGUCUAGACCUUCCUGGUUCUUGGAUUGACACUAUAUUUCGCAAAUCAUCAGACUAUAUCUAUAUGACCUUGGCGGGUAAUGACGUUGCCAGAAAAAUCUGGAUCUAUACAAGUCUGAAUGUUCACUUUAGGGGCAUU